AUGGGAGGGGUCUCCAGGGGCCACCAGGGGCCCGAGGUGUUCAGGGGCUACAGCUUCACCAUCACCUGCUCCACUCAGCCACAGUACCCAGGAGGCUCCUUCCUCCUCACGUUCACCGGCUCCAACAGAACCCAGACCCAGCCAGCUGUCAAUCACUCUGCUGCCUUCCUCUUCCCUGCUGCAGAUGACUCCCACCAAGGGAACUACAGCUGUGUUUAUGAGAAUUAUGUUUUCUCUCACAACUUCUCCUCUGAAAGCGAUCUCCUCUCUCUCACCGUCACAGAUCACCUAGUUCAGCCUGAUAUCUCCCUGACUGAAUCAAUGGGAGGGGUCUCCAGGGGCCACCAGGGGCCCGAGGUGUUCAGGGGCUACAGCUUCACCAUCACCUGCUCCACUCAGCCACAGUACCCAGGAGGCUCCUUCCUCCUCACGUUCACCGGCUCCAACAGAACACAGACCCAGCCAGCUGUCAAUCACUCUGCUGCCUUCCUCUUCCCUGCUGCAGAUGACUCCCACCAAGGGAACUACAGCUGUGUUUAUGACAAUUAUGUUUUCUCUCAUAACUUCUCCUCUGAGAGUGAGCUCCUCUCCCUCACCAUCACAGGUAACUGAACAUGAACCAGACUUAUAACUUUGUCAUUGACAGAUUUCCCACAGAUCUAUGUGAUGAUGAUCAGUCCCCUCAUCAAAGGUGUUUCUGUUUGCAGCCUCUCC
Messenger RNA from Salvelinus fontinalis (brook trout), 714 nucleotides. RefSeq names its product killer cell immunoglobulin-like receptor 2DS2. The transcript has 2 exons. The record is from RefSeq and is a predicted model, not a curated record. The coding region runs from base 1 to 612 and encodes 203 amino acids. Lineage: Eukaryota; Metazoa; Chordata; Actinopteri; Salmoniformes; Salmonidae.